Molecule: messenger RNA, 394 nt
Organism: Rhagoletis pomonella (apple maggot)
Lineage: Eukaryota; Metazoa; Arthropoda; Insecta; Diptera; Tephritidae
Product: glutamate [NMDA] receptor subunit 1-like
Exons: 2
Coding region: 65-394 (109 amino acids)
Source: RefSeq, a predicted model, not a curated record
UACAGAAUUGGCUCUUAUGAUUCACUUGUAAAAUCUUGUACCACGUCUACAGCCUGAAUCAAAUAUGAAGGCGUUGAUCGACGUCAGCACGGCAUGUUUGCUUAUUUGUAGCAUACAUUUAGGUGCUAUAGCACAAAAACACAUACAACAUUCCGAUAAUCCGUCAACUUAUAAUAUUGGGGGAGUACUCACGGAUCCGGAUAGCGAGGCACACUUCCGAACAACAAUAGCGCACCUCAAUUUUGACCAACAAUAUGUGCCACGUAAAGUUACCUACUAUGACAAGACUAUACGCAUGGAUAAGAAUCCAAUAAAGACAGUCUUUAACGUUUGCGAUAAGCUAAUUGAAAAGCGUGUAAGUAUAUCUAACAUUUUAUUUUAUUUUAUUUUAUAA